This is a messenger RNA of Haemorhous mexicanus (house finch), 846 nucleotides long. Its product is annotated as mitotic-spindle organizing protein 2B-like. The record is from RefSeq and is a predicted model, not a curated record. The coding region runs from base 1 to 732 and encodes 243 amino acids. Gene Ontology annotation, cellular component: spindle; centrosome. NCBI's taxonomy places the organism in Eukaryota, Metazoa, Chordata, Aves, Passeriformes, Fringillidae. The transcript is spliced from 4 exons.
AUGCUCUCUGAGCUCGGGGGCUGCAGCGCCUUCGGGGGAGCUGCCGCCGGGCCCGGGGCACAGCUGGGGCAGAACGCGGGUUCGGUGUGGCUCCGCGGGUCCCCACAGCAUCUCCGCCCCCGGAACUGCCGCACGGCCCUUGGCGCGCUCAGCGGCCCCGCUGGGUCGGGCCCGCUCGGGAGCGGAGAGGCCCCAAAGGCGGGAGCGGAGGGCAGCGGGGCGGGGGCGGGGCUGCGGUCGAACCGUGUAGGGGCGGGGCCUGGUGUGAGGCGGCCCGGGCGGGGGCGUGGCCGCGCAGCCAUGUCGGAGGGGCCGGCGGGAAUGGCGGAGACGCGGCUGCGGCGGAAGCAGCUGCUGAGCGCGGAGGAGACGGAGCUGUUCGAACUGGCGCAGGCGGCGGGCAGCGGCCUGGAUCCGGAGGUGUUCCGGGUGCUGCUGGACCUGCUGCGCAUGAACGUGGCGCCGCUUGCCGUGUUCCAGGUGCUGAAGUCGAUGUGCGCCGGACAGCGGCUCCCGCCCGCAGCCGAGAGCGGCCCCGCCGCGCCGCCGCCGAUCCCCGCCGACAGCCGAGGGAGGAAUAAAAGCAGCUCUGCUGUCGGUGGGUCACAGAUUCUGGCCGAAAGAAGCAGCCGGGAAGGAUCUGCCCAGAGGAUGCCCCGGCAGCCGAGCACCAGCCGCGUGCAGAAGGCAGGAACCUCUGGGAAGAGCAGCGGGGGAGCCAACAGUACCUAAAAAAGGCCUUAGAACGUGGGUUUUGAUGCUGGACAAUGAUUGUAAAUUGUGCUUGUGUUAAAGCUGCUUGUGUUGUAUAUAUUAAACUAAAACCACGAUUUGUAAUACAGGGAA